Molecule: messenger RNA, 2363 nt
Organism: Pieris napi
Lineage: Eukaryota; Metazoa; Arthropoda; Insecta; Lepidoptera; Pieridae
Gene: Sb
Product: serine proteinase stubble
Exons: 10
Coding region: 182-1873 (563 amino acids)
Biological process (GO): proteolysis
Molecular function (GO): serine-type endopeptidase activity
Source: RefSeq, a predicted model, not a curated record
CCGCGCAUCAGCUCUGUUUGCACGUGUAUUCGCGUAACGCGUACCUCGCGAAGUGUUCGACAAAAACCUGUGCAGUGAUAUGGUUUUGUGUUUGAUCUGGAUUCGUUGUUUGUGACAUUGACGACGGAGUGUGGAGGCAAAUUUCGUGCUGUGAUGCGCCGCGAGCGCCUCCACUCGACUUAUGCAUGCCGCCCGCGCACCCGGUGUGGUUGUGAUGUCAUGGUGGUGGACAGUGGCGCUUAUCGCGGUGUUGCCGGUCCGCGCCGCGCCCAGAGCGGCAUCCGGUGAGCUAUUUUACAGUUAUCAAAUGACACGCAAGUCAUGCACGGCGGGCGGGGCGCGAGGUGCUUGCAUGUGGGUGCAGGAGUGCAAUCGAGUUGGGGGGAGACAUGCAGGUGUAUGUGUGGACGGAUUUAUGUUCGGGUCCUGCUGCAGGCUACCCGACAAACCUAUUAUUAUAGAAGAAACCCAAAGCCCAGUAACAAUAACGGAACGGCCGUAUACAGCGCCACCUACCGAUACAACGCAGACAACGCCAAGACCUACAACACAAACACAGCGCCCUUCGUUCAUGACCAAACCUAUAGAUGGCGCGCCACACAGCUAUAGGCCUCCAGAAAUCAACUUGCCAGUCGGCAAUCUAGAAUCAAUUAGCGAACAAAAUAGUGAUAUAGUUAAUAAAAUAACAUAUAACAGUGUAAAUAAGUACCAAAAUGUAAAUAGGCCGAACAAUGAUGUGGAAGCUAGUCCCCACAAUAAAAUAUCUUCUAGUCUUAGUUUAAUACCUGGAGCUCGACCGAUGGCGGUGUCUGAUCAAAAUCUAGACAACAGUAUUCCUGCAGUCCACAUGUCCAGACCGAACAACGUGAACACAAUGCACUGGCAAGCGACCACUGAACCCAGCUUCAUAACGAAACCACGACCUAACUGGGAGAAACCGGGAAAACCGAAACCGACCAAGAAGUUCACAACCACAACGAGUAAACCUCACAAGAAUUACCAGAAACCGAAAGAUCCGAUGCUGAAUAUGAUCAACAAAACUGAAGAUACCACAUCACCUUCUAUACAGACUACUGCUGCUACUACAAGUGUUGAGUGCGGCGUAACAGCGAUGUGGCCUCGCCCAGACUCUCGUAUAAUGGGUGGCAAAGACUCUUCCUUUGGGCGUUGGCCGUGGCAAGUCUCAGUUAGACGGAACUCGUUUUUCGGUUUUUCUUCAACACAUCGAUGUGGUGGCGCCAUCAUCAACGAAGGAUGGAUAGCAACGGCCGGACACUGCGUUGACGACCUCCUCACAUCAGCUAUUCGAAUCCGCGUGGGAGAGUUCGACUUUUCGUCCGUUUCCGAACAAUAUCCCUACGUAGAAAGGGGCGUGGCACGAAAAGCAGUUCAUCCCAAAUACAAUUUCUUCACUUAUGAGUACGACUUGGCUCUGGUGAAGCUCGAUGCAUCUGUGCAGUUUGCACCUCACAUUUCGCCCAUAUGCUUGCCGGCGUCUGAUGAUUUGCUGGUGGGAGAAACUGCUACCGUCACUGGAUGGGGGAGAUUAUCUGAAGGUGGAGUGCUGCCAUCUAUAUUACAAGAGGUCCAAGUACCAAUAGUAUCGAACGAGCGUUGCAAGUCAAUGUUCCUGCGCGCGGGCAGGCAUGAGUUCAUUCCUGAUAUAUUCCUCUGUGCCGGCCACGAGACAGGGGGACAUGACUCAUGCCAGGGGGAUUCUGGAGGACCCCUACAGGUGAAAGGAAAGGACCAUAGAUACUUCUUAGCUGGCAUCAUCAGUUGGGGAAUCGGAUGUGGGGAAGCGAAUCUACCUGGUGUUUGCACAAGGAUAUCCAAGUUCGUACCGUGGAUACUGCAAACGGUUAACUCGUAAGAUAUUUUUUGGGAAUUAUAUAACAUUGACAGGAAGCUAUUCUAGCAGAAUUAUUUGUGAUAAAUUUAUUUAUUGACCGUAAGCUUUUAAAGCAGAAUUGAAGUAAAACUUUUUUGAUGUAUUUUAUAUCCGUAUUUCGCUGACCAAGACUGAAGAGCACUCAACGCGUCAAGUUAAGAACGUCUUAUUAAGAAGAUUUAUUUGAAUUAAUUUUUGGGAAAAAUUGUUUUUUUGUUCCUUGAACAACCAAUUUUUGAGAGGUGUUCUAAUGUCGGCCGUAUUUAGUAGUGAUUGCAACAUACGUUUGUAUAAUGUCACGAACAAUAAAAAUGGAAUAUAGGAGUUUCAUAAAAAAAGUCUGAAUACAUAGUUUUAACUUAUCUGCUUAUGUGUAACAGAAAUUAACUGAACUAGUACAGUAUUUCCCCCUAUAACGCGUUUUCGUAUAACGCGAUUACCGUCUCCAUUCAACGGGGUAUUCUCCCCUAUA